This is a messenger RNA of Scomber scombrus (Atlantic mackerel), 3972 nucleotides long. RefSeq names its product ATPase phospholipid transporting 10B (gene atp10b). NCBI's taxonomy places the organism in Eukaryota, Metazoa, Chordata, Actinopteri, Scombriformes, Scombridae. Gene Ontology annotation, molecular function: ATPase-coupled intramembrane lipid carrier activity; ATP binding; magnesium ion binding. The record is from RefSeq and is a predicted model, not a curated record. Gene Ontology annotation, biological process: phospholipid translocation. Gene Ontology annotation, cellular component: plasma membrane.
AUGACAUGGAGGAGUCCUAUGGCUCUUAUCAGAGAUGCUCUGACAAGUCAGAGGGCACGGGAGAAGGACCUCCGCUACUUGGUGUCUAACCUGCCUAAUGAAGGCCUGGAGAAAGGGAAGCAACCCAACCACCACUUCCACGGUAACGCCAUCAAGACCACCAAAUACUCCCUCCUGUUUUUCAUCCCCAACAACCUCAUAGAGCAGUUUCACCGCCUGGCAAACAUCUACUUUGUAGGCCUGGCCAUUCUGAAUUUUGUCCCUGUGGUGAGUGCCUUCGAGCCUGAGGUGGCUUUGAUCCCUAUCUGUGUCGUCAUGUCUUUGACUGCACUGAAGGAUGCCUGGGAGGACUUCAGGAGGUUCCAGUUCGACAGGAAGGUCAAUAACACACCGUGCUUCAUCUACAGCAGGAAAGACAAGCAGUUUGUGGAGCAGCGCUGGAAGGAUGUACGAGUGGGAGAUUUUGUGAAAGUGUUUUGUAAUGAGAUUGUCUCUGCCGACCUCCUGCUCCUGCACACAUCAGACCUGAAUGGUGUUUGUCACUUAGAGACAGCCAACCUGGAUGGAGAGACCAAUCUGAAACAAAGGAGGGUCGUGUCUGGCCUCUGCAUCUCAGAUCCUCAAUUUGAACCUGAAAGCUUCAAAAGCACUGUGGUGUGUGAAAGGCCCAACAACAGUCUGAAUCACUUCAAGUGUUAUGUAGAGAAACCCAAUAAGGACAAGGUGGGCGCUGGAAUUGCGAGUCUGCUGCUGCGAGGCUGCACAGUCAGAAACACGGACUACGCUGUCGGCUUUGUGGUGUAUGCAGGCCAUGAAACCAAGUCCAUGCUCAACAAUAAUGGACCGAGAUACAAGCGCAGCAAACUAGAGCGGAAGCUGAACAGAGACGUCAUUUACUGCGUCAUUCUCCUCUUCAGCAUGUGUCUUGUUGGAGCACUAGGUCACUUCUUAUGGCUGAAGGCGCUGCCCAGCGUGCCCCCUUACCUGGUCCCCGACAGCAAUGGUCACCUGGACAGUCCCAGUCUGUCUGGCUUCUACAUGUUUUUCACCAUGAUCAUCCUGCUGCAGAUCCUGAUUCCAAUUUCCCUCUAUGUGUCCAUUGAGUUGGUGAAGAUCAGCCUGAUCUUCUUCAUCACCAAUGACAUCGAUCUGUACGAUGAGGAGACAGACAGCCGUAUGCAGUGUAAAGCCCUGAACAUCACAGAGGAUCUGGGCCAGAUUGAAUACAUCUUUUCAGACAAGACCGGCACCCUCACUGAGAACAAGAUGGUGUUUCGCCGGUGCUCCAUUGUAGGCACAGAGUACCCACACAAAGAGAACGCCAUCCGACUUGCUGUCAUUGAUGAGCCAGAUUCUGAGGAGGAGGUCAUCUUCAACCAGCAACCGCAACCCCUACAGAGAGGAUGGUCCCUGGAUUCUGAGCACUCCAACCCUGAGGACACACAACGUCACUGUGGCAGCCGACGCAAGAGCAAGGGCGCAGGAAAUGCCCGGAGCGAUGUGGCCUUCAGCAGUCCCCUGGAAACUGAGGUGAUUCCAGACAGGAAGCUGCUUCAGCAGAUUAGCAGGGCAGAGAGCAGCAUCAGCAGCCGGAAGAUGGAUCCAUACCUGGACUUUUUUCUGGCUCUCGCCAUUUGCAACACGGUGGUGGUUUCCAUGGCAACAGCUCAGAGACAGAGGGCGAGUGGGUUUCCACACUCCUCUCAGGCAAAUAAUCCACUGGAUUCUUUGUCCAGUCUGAUGAAGAAGGCUGGCUCUCUUCGCCACAUUCUCACCUCCUGGAAGCGAAAGCCAAAGAGGACCUGCACCUUAUCAGAGGACUCAGUUAUAGAGGAUGACCACUUUAACCUCCCUGUAAAAAUGAAGAGGGCUGAAGACCUCAACACCGACGGGGCUCAAACGUGUUCACUCCAUGUUCCACCCUGGUGUGACAAGCCUGCUGCGGCCUCAGAUAAGCUGUGCUAUGAGGCAGAGAGUCCAGACGAGGCAGCUUUGGUGUAUGCAGCCAAGGCAUAUGGCUUCACUCUGUUGGCCCGCACCCAUGACAGUGUGACGGUGAGGCUCCCGUCUGGGCAGGACCUGGUGUUUGAGGUGCUGGACACCUUGACUUUUGACUCCAACAGGAAGAGGAUGUCUGUUUUGGUAAGACACCCAAUCACCAAAGAAUAUGUGUUGUAUACUAAAGGUGCAGACUACGCUAUCAUGGAGCUACUGGGUACACCAUACGCAGAACAUCUCAGUGGGAAUCAGAAGAAUAUAGUGGCCGAUACUCAGCAUCACAUUGACUAUUAUGCCAAAGAUGGGCUGCGUACACUGUGCUUUACAAAGAAGGUUGUGAGUGACCAAGCUUAUGAAAGCUGGUCAGUGAACAGACAGCAAGCUCUAGCUGCUAUAGACAACAGAGAGGUGCUCAUCAUGGACACUGCUGUGCAGCUAGAAACAAACCUCACCCUGCUAGGGGCAACGGGUGUCGAGGACCGUCUGCAGGACAAUGUCCCAGACACCGUCGUGGCACUGAGGGAGGCAGGGAUCCAGGUGUGGGUGCUCACUGGUGACAAGCCGGAGACAGCUGUCAACAUCGGCUACGCCUGCAGGCUAUUGGAAGAGGAAGACCUGGUGAUUAACAUGAGUUGCAAAAACAAGCUUACAUGCACCUCCAUCCUGGACUGCACUCUGGAGGAGGUGAGGAGGCAUGCAAAUGAACCUCGUAAUGUGGCUACAACCCCAAACAUCUCCCUGGUGAUCGAUGGACAUACCCUGGCAAUGGCUCUGUCGUCAGACCUGCAGGACCGCUUUGUGGAACUGGCGAAGCACUGUCGCUCUGUGCUCUGCUGUCGAGUCACACCGUUACAAAAGAGCAGAGUAGUGAAGGUCAUCAGGGAGAAACUCAAGGUCAUGACGCUAGCUAUUGGUGAUGGUGCAAAUGAUGUCAACAUGAUCCAAGCAGCUGAUAUUGGCAUUGGGAUAUCUGGUCAGGAGGGGAUGCAGGCAGUCAUGGCAAGUGAUUUUGCCAUAUCUCACUUCAGACACCUUAAAAAACUCCUCCUGGUUCACGGACACUGGUGCUACACUCGUAUCGCCAACAUGAUCAUUUACUUCUUCUAUAAGAACGUGGCCUAUGUGAACCUGCUGUUCUGGUAUCAGUUCUUCUGCGGCUUCUCUGCCACUACCAUGAUUGACUAUUGGCUGUUGGUUUUCUUCAACCUCUUCUUUACGUCCUUACCACCUAUCAUGUUUGGGAUAAUGGACAAAGAUGUUUCUGCUGAGAUGCUGCUGGGUGUUCCUGAACUGUACAGGACUGGACAGGGUGAAGGGGAAUACAAGUUUUCAACUUUCUGGGUUUCCAUGCUUGAUGCCUUCUACCAGAGUCUUGUGUGCUUCUUUAUUCCAUACUUGACUUACCGGGAUUCAGACAUUGACAUUUUUACCUUUGGAACCCCUUUGAACACAAUUUCUUUAUUUACCAUCCUGCUGCAUCUGUCAAUAGAGAUCAAAGCCUGGACGGUGGUUCAUUGGGUAAUCAUGCUGGGCAGUGUGGUGCUGUUCUUCAUCAUGACGCUAGCCUACAACGCCAUGUGCGUUACCUGUAACCCCCCAUCCAACCCUUACUGGAUCCUCCACAACCAGAUGGCAGACCCCAUGUUCUACCUUGUCUGCAUUAUCAGUAUUGUGUUAGCUCUGCUGCCCAGGUACAUGUUUCACGUGCUUAGGAACUCUAUCGCCCCCUCUCCGCUCGUGCAAGCCAGGCAUCUGGACCGGCUGGACCCCUCGGAGAAGCAGCGGUGGAUCAAGGAGUGGAGGAGCUUCAGGGGCGGAGGGCAGGUCAAACGCCCUGAGCUGUCUACCCCACCCUCUCCCACCCUGGAGAUCCCUGUGGACUUUUAUCCCCAGUCUCCAGCUGCCUCUGAUAUCAUGGAAGAUGAAUUCACAUUGAAUGUAACCACAAACUAUCAGAGACCUGCGCACACAUGA